CUGCCGAGUCUGCAGUGAUAUAACCUCAAAGUUAUGGAAGCCUAUAAUUAAUUUCGUUUGUGAAUUUUGCUUUUCCUACUAAAAUUAGUGGUAGCUUAAGCUUACAUUUGUGAUCAUUACAAAAUGAAAAAAAAAAUUCAAUGUAUGUUAUACAACGUACUUUUUUCUCAAUGUUUAACGUCCUUGGCUUUGUCCUAAUAGUCAUAGUUCAAGGUUUGUAAACAAAUUUAUUAUGGUAAUGUGGUAUUAUUAUUCAUCCACAGAAUUGUGCGCCUUCCAAACUUGUUAUUCAUCGCGUAAGUUGAAUUUGUAGCGUCUAUUAGAUAACAUCUAAUAAUCAUUGGGUCUAAGUCAAGUUUAAGAUGGACAAAGAAAGCAUUUUCAUUCAACGGUUGAUUACUCCGGUGAGCAAAAAAGACCGUUUAGUUUCGUUUUUUAAGAAUCAACAGUUCGUGGAUUGUACAUUUAAAUUAGAUGGAAGUGAAGUUAAGGCCCAUAAGUUAAUAUUGGCAUGCAGCAGUCCUGUGUUUGAAAGAAUGUUAUAUGGUGAUAUGGCCCAGGAUACUAUAGAAAUUUGUGAUAUAAAUGUACAAGAAUUUAAUCAAGUGCUAGAACAUAUUUAUACUGAGAAUAUUGAUAUUUAUUCCAUGCUAAAUGCUUGGAAUUUAUUUUAUAUAGCUAAUAAAUAUUUGCUGGAUGAAUUGAUUCACGAAUGCCUCACUUAUAUCAGAAAUAAUUUAACUAUGAGUUCUGUGGUACUAAGUUACGAAUAUGCUGAAAUGUAUGAUCUGCUAGAUAUUAAGCAAAAAUGCUUUGAUGACAUGGUAAAUUAUAUUAAUGGAGUAUUCUAUUGUGAUUAUCACAUUAAACCUUCUACAGUAAUUGCUAUUUUAGAUAAAGUUUCUAGUCUCAGCUUUGAUUUAUUAGUUAAAAUUAUUAAAUGGGGUGUUAUUGAAUGUGAAAAUCGACAAAAACAAGUUCUACCCAGUAAUGUAGUAGAAUUAUUGAGGGAAGAAAAAAUUUUGAAGUAUUUUAAAAGAGAUUGUUUAGAUUUUGGUAAUUUCCAACAAGUUGAUGAACAUUUAGUGAAGGAUACUUUAGUACUACUCAGUGAUCUCUUAGAGUGGUCAAAAGAACCUUUUGACUUGAGUGUACCCCCAAUUAUUACCCCAAAAUAUUGCAGAAUGAGAAAAGAAUUUAAAAUAGCUUUGAGAAUCGAUCUGCUCCAAAAUGAAGAGUUUGCUUCUGGAUUUAGUGUAGAUAGAAAAAUGAUUAUCUUUGGUAUAUCAAUAAAUACACCAAUGGAGCCACCUUGUAUAUCAAAAAAAUUAUUUUAUGAGGGCGCAAUAUCUGUUAGAAUCUGCCAGUGUGAUACUCAAAAAGAUGUUGUGGAACCAAUGAAGUUUAACAAAUUAAUACCUUACAAUUUUUCUGAUAUUUAUUUAAAUUUUUAUAAUUUAGCAGUUCUUGAACCAAAUGUUUUGUACAAUUUUAGAAUCUCUUUUAAUAAUCCUAAUUUUAAAGGAACUACUCCUCUACAUUGUUAUUAUAUGAGUAAUAAGUUGUUAAGUGAAAAUAAAGAUAGUGCUAUAACUUUUUAUGAAAUUAAUGGUACGAUUAUUAAAGGGGUUUCCUUUUACCCUGAUUAGUUUAUUUAUUUAAGAAAUGUAAGAAUAUAUUCUCUCUACAAAAUGUACAUAUCAUACUCACAUAAGUGUCAAAAGAAUAUGAUCUAGAAAAUGUAAAAAAGUUUUAAUGCCACAAUAAUAUAAAAAAAGUAAUAAGAAGUUAUAUAUGUUGGUUGUAAACGAAUUGAACUUUUAAUUACUUUAUAAUUGCAUACCUGUAGAAAAAAAAUGGUGUGUCUAUGAUUAAACUGCCAUCAAAAACGCAGGGGCGUGCAUAUUUUACUAAGAUAUUUGAUGUUUAAUUACAAAAAGUUAUAGGGUACAAGUAAACGAUGUAUAUUUUUGAAGUCUGAAAACAAAAAUCCAAAAGUUUAAAAAAAAAUAUUUUUAUUGCAUCCCCUGGAAUCUACACUAUGUUGUUGAUAGCAUUUUAACAAAAUUCAGUCAUAGCCACACAACAAUGAUAAGAGGUGGAUAAUUUAUAAUGAAUAACACUGUAUCAUCACUUUUAGGCAUGGUGCAGGUGUUAAAAAAAACAAUUAUUUACUUGGUUUAUUUCAAGGUUUACAUCACAUGUAUUUUACUGUCAAAUUUAAAGAUUAUGAAACCAUGAGGUAUUAAAUAUUUGUGUUUUAAUUAGUACUAACUAUGCAUUGUGUUUGUUAUUGUAACUAUACGUAAAAUGUGUGACUGGUUCCUGUUAAUAAUGAUGUAAACAAAAUAAAUGUGUUUAAAUA
Messenger RNA from Psylliodes chrysocephalus, 2365 nucleotides. NCBI's taxonomy places the organism in Eukaryota, Metazoa, Arthropoda, Insecta, Coleoptera, Chrysomelidae. The record is from the annotation of a GenBank genome assembly.